This is a messenger RNA of Phytophthora nicotianae INRA-310, 936 nucleotides long. RefSeq lists its product as hypothetical. The transcript has a single exon. The record is from RefSeq and is a predicted model, not a curated record. Lineage: Eukaryota; Oomycota; Peronosporomycetes; Peronosporales; Peronosporaceae. The coding region runs from base 130 to 876 and encodes 248 amino acids.
CGGUGGUGUAUUGUACUGGCCAUAACAUACUGCCAUCGAUUGGAUAUCAACCAUUGACUAAACGCAGUGUAUUUGCGAGCUGCCAUUCAACAUUCACUCGUGCUGCAGCACAUUAACAAAGCAGUUGAAAUGCGCAUCCAUUAUGCCGUACGGCUGCUCGUUUUCUUCCUUGCAAGUGCCAACUUCGUGAGAGCGUCGAUGGAGAACAAAAACAUUGCAAGUCCAAACGAGAUCUCAAGCAAUCGGGCGGCCGCCGCGACAAGAGUCCUAGAGUCCCAUAGCGCAGCAGAUAUACGCAAAGUGGACGAUAUCGACGAAUACGAAGAGCGAGGAGGGCUAUCCAAACUCGUCACGCUGGCUUCGAAGGUCAACCCAUCUGGAACCAAUGCAGUACUGUUGGGACUUAACAAGAGACCGGAUCGGGUUUUUACUCUCUUUGGUGUCGGGAAGAAGCUCGACAAUAAGCAGGAGGUAUUCAAUUGGCUGCGCUUUACCGGAAAAUAUCAGGCAAAACAUGGUGGUAAGGAUAGUUUUCCAAGCUCCAAUAUUCUGUCGCUAUUACGAAGUGGAGAAAAGGCGGAUGCAAAGCUGGCGCUACUCAUUCAAUCGGUCAAGCAGGUCCGAGACAUAAAGGAGCUCGGAAGAAAUAUGGAGAAAGCGCUGUACAGCGAAUGGUUUGCAAAAAAAUUGAGACCGGUCCAUAUCAGGAAGCUUUUAGCUGACAGCCGUGGUUCGGCACCAGACGUAGUUAAACAAAUCGUUGAAAACUACGCGUGGAGGUAUGUGAAACUUCUGGGCGAAAAACUGACAAAAGAAGAGUUGGAAAAGUUGGGGCCUCCUUUAGUUGUAGUCCAGGGUCUCCUAAAAGAGAAAUAAUCCCGCGGUGGUUGCCGCCAACACAAUCAGCGAGGUCUCACGUGCGAGAACGCGCAGCCU